ACCUCGCCGUCGCCUUGCGAUGACGCGGGGUUCCGUAUCAACACUUCCAGCUGCUGCGGCACGAUUUCGGCUCGUGUUCACGUUUAAUCCACAUGUUUAGGUUUAUAAUUAUAUAUUUAUAAACAUAUAAGGACAUUAAUAUAGCGACACGGUGUGGUGCCGAGGAGCGGGGAGUGUGUUUGUGGACCCGGAUGAAGUAGUAUGUGAGCUGACUCGGAUCUGAACAGCUGAGCGAUCUCUUCCCGGUUGUGUUGUGAAGGAUGGCGGGGGUGUUCGAUAUCGACCUGGAGUCAGAGGAUGUGAGCGAUGCAGAGGAUGAAGUGUGUAACUUCACGGUGGAAGAGACCGAGCCCGGCGUGACGGAGGAAGUGGAGCUCACUAGCGCCAGCGUGAACAGGGACAGCGAGCGAGUCGGACCAGACUGCUUCGAACUGCUCACAGUGCUCGGGAAAGGAGCUUACGGCAAGGUUUUCCAGGUGCGGAAAGUUCAGGGAAGUCAGACGGGAAAAAUAUUCGCCAUGAAAGUUCUGAAAAAGGCAAAAAUAGUGUGCAGCGCAAAGGACACGGCACACACACGGGCGGAGCGAGAGAUCCUGGAGACGGUGCGUCACCCCUUCAUCGUGGACCUGUGGUACGCCUUCCAGACUGGCGGCAAACUCUACCUCAUACUGGAGUGCCUGAGUGGCGGAGAGCUGUUCAUGCAGCUGGAGAAGGAGGGGAUCUUCAUGGAGGACACGGCCUGUUUUUAUCUGGCGGAGAUAACGCUAGCGCUCGGGCACCUGCACUCUAACGGGAUCAUCUACCGAGACCUGAAACCUGAGAAUAUCAUGCUCAAUCACGAAGGUCACAUUAAACUCACUGACUUCGGCUUGUGUAAGGAAUCCAUCCACGACGGCAGCGUCACACACACCUUCUGUGGUACCAUCGAGUACAUGGCUCCAGAGAUUUUAAAUCGCUCGGGACACAACAAAGCCGUGGAUUGGUGGAGUCUUGGAGCACUGAUGUUUGACAUGAUGACCGGCUCGCCUCCGUUCUCAGCCGAAAACAGGAAGAAGACCAUUGACAAGAUCCUGAAGUGUAAACUGAACCUUCCUCCGUACCUCACGCCAGACGCCAGAGAACUGAUCAAAAAGUUGUUGAAGAAGAACCCGGCUCAGAGACUCGGUUCUAGUAAAGCUGACUGCGCAGACAUACAGAAGCAGCCUUUCUUCCGCCACAUUAACUGGGAUGACCUGCUAAACAAACGAGUGGAGCCGCCCUACAGGCCAUCACUGCACUCGGAUGAUGAUGUCAGUCAGUUUGACACUCGCUUUACCAAACAGACUCCAGUAGACAGUCCUGAUGACACGACACUGAGUGACAGCGCAGAUCAUGCAUUUGCUGGCUUCACCUAUGUGGCCCCAUCAGUGUUGGAGAGCCUGAAGGAGGGGUUCUCAGUGGAACCGCGGUUACGUCCUGUCCGCAGACACAACAGCAGCCCCCGCACCCCCAUCAGUCCUCUCUCAGAGCCCUUUAAGAUCAGUAUUGAUGGAGAGGAGGAGCCUCAUGCUCAGGCUCCGCCGCUCCCUGUUGAAAAUGGUGCCUCUAAACCAAUCAGAACGCCGGGACACAACAAGAAAAAAGGUCGUCGCGGCGGGAAAUGAAGCUGUCAGUCAAUCAGUCGGAUUUCUGCAGGAUGCUAAAGAGUCUAUUAACAUCCAGAGUCUCCUCCAACGCCCCCUCUGUAUCUCUCUCUAUCUUUCUCUCUCUCUCUCUCUCUCUCUGCCCAAGCCAAAGCAUCAUGACAUAAGGAAAGAAAAAACCCAUCUAAAGCAUGUUGGUAUUGUUGGAAUGUGUUAAUAUUGACUGUGAAUUAAUUCCAUUUAUUUCUGGAAAGCUUUUGGAUCAUGUCACCGCAUGUGGAAGAACUUUUUCUCCCAGAAAAAACGUUCAAGCGGCAAAAAACAAAACAAAACAUCGACACGGGAAUAUUAAAGAGACUUAAUAUAUUAUUAGUUCAUUUAGAUUAAGGUGCAUUAUUUACUAUUUUUGACUAAAUUUUUUGUUUUGGACCUUUUGCUCUAAUUUGGGGAUGUUACUUUUAAAAAUAAAUAAAUGAUCAAAUGAA
This is a messenger RNA of Hemibagrus wyckioides, 2107 nucleotides long. Its product is annotated as ribosomal protein S6 kinase beta-2-like. Gene Ontology annotation, molecular function: protein serine/threonine kinase activity; ATP binding. Gene Ontology annotation, biological process: protein phosphorylation; signal transduction. The transcript is spliced from 16 exons. Lineage: Eukaryota; Metazoa; Chordata; Actinopteri; Siluriformes; Bagridae. Bases 261 to 1643 code for a protein of 460 amino acids. The record is from RefSeq and is a predicted model, not a curated record.